Ostreococcus lucimarinus CCE9901 is the source of this 933-nucleotide messenger RNA. RefSeq lists its product with no specific name. The transcript has a single exon. NCBI's taxonomy places the organism in Eukaryota, Viridiplantae, Chlorophyta, Mamiellophyceae, Mamiellales, Bathycoccaceae. Bases 1 to 933 code for a protein of 310 amino acids. The record is from RefSeq and is a predicted model, not a curated record.
AUGCGUUGGUUGAGGGGACGUGGUGUCAAGGCGAUAAUGUGCGUCGCCCUUGUCGCAGGUUUCGCCAAGGUACCAGAUCUGCACGUCAAUAAGUAUACUAUGACACAGACACUGCAAGGCGACGGCUUUGGUUCACAGUUUCAAAAUAUCACAUCUACCGCGGCUGCUCUGCACGUCAAUAAGUGUACUAUGACACAGACACUGCAAGGCGACGGCUUUGGUUCACAGUUUCAAAAUAUCAUAUCUACCGCGGUUUUCGCUCAAACCUUGAACAAACACUUUUGCGUGACCCCUAUCGAAAGCAUGGAGCACAACUACGACAAUCGCUCAACGUUCCUUCGAGAAGUCAGCGAACUGAUUAAUUUACCAGUACUUUCAAGUCAAGAGGACAUGGACAUUGAAAAGUGCGAGGUUAAAAAAGGCUGGCUGGAUAGCUACAUAGUUCAGGAAGCAAAUCAGUUGGACGUUCGUACAAAAUUGGGUAACAUUCGAAAGCAGUUCUUGGGUAACAAGCGCUCGUUGUCGGAACUUCGUAAACACGCUGCCGUGCACAUCAGGAGGCAGAAUUCUUUUGAUAAUCGAAACACUGUUUCUCAUGAUGAAGUCGUGUGCUUUGUGAUGAGGGAAAUUCUCACUCAAAACAGCAAUAUUCAGUUUCAUGUAUUUAGCCAGGGCGAUAUUUCGGAGUUUUGGCGCUACCAGAACGAUUCAAGAAUCGUCCUACGUCUCGACGAACCCAUCAACGUGACGUUCACUGAAAUGGUUGUCGCCAAAAUUUUGGUCACAGCCACGUCGUCAUUUAGCUAUGCAGCAGCACUUCUCUCAGAGGGUGAGAUAUGGGCCCCAAGACCGUUCUGGCACAACUACCCUUCCUUCUGGAAGACAUAUCAGCUUUCUCGUACAUUGUCUAACUUUGAGACAUGCCUACCAUGA